UGAAAUCUGUUCGAAAAAAAUAAAAAUAAUUGACGGUGUGUGUCAGACAGACGAAAGAAUUGAAAGAGGAUGGAACGAGAAUCGAGGAGAAAAAGAAAUAGAAAAGAAAAUACCCUCCAAAUGAUUCACAAAUUAGAUUCUGCAACCAAAAUUUUCACUUGUUUCCAUCUACCAUGAGCGAUUGGUUGGGCUUUUCCCUUUCCCCUCAUCUUAAAUUCCAGCAUCAGGAAGAUGGCGGCGGCGGCGACUACGGUGGUGAUCGGUGUUACUCGGAACAGUGUGAUUCUUCUUCCAUGGCGGUUAUGACUAUCGAUCCUUUCCAUUCUUCUCCUACUCAAGUAGGAUGGAGAUUUGAAAAUGGCGAAGAUGGCGGCGGCGGCGACGGUGGUCCUAAGUUAGAAGAUUUUUUGGGCGGUGGUUGUUAUCCCAUUCCUGCAAAAGAAGACGAAGGCGUUGGCGGUGGCGGUAUUAACGUUAAUAUAUCUCCAAACUCUACCUAUCACGAAUACCAUCAUACGGAUGGUGAUAUUGUUGAGUCUAGAGACACCGGUGAUUGCUAUUUCUCAAACCCACCGCCACCUGCACCGCAUCCGCCAUCGUCACCGCCAUGUUUGUUCUACUACGGUUACCCUUUUUACACCACAAACCAAAACCCACAGCAAAAUGACUUGAUCCCAACGACCGUUGUUCCAUACGACGGUGCAAUUACUCCGAUAUCGGAGUUCAAAUCGUGGUUACGUCAACCUUCAAUUCCACCGCCGCCGCCGCCACAACCACCACCAUUAUCACCCGAUUGUGAUGAUCAACCUGUGAACAACGAUUAUCAGGAGUGUUUGUCACUAGCGGUAACACCACCAAACGCCAUCAUCCCCAUGCCACCGAACUCAUCAGCGACUGAUAACCGGAAGCGAGGGGUGUUACAGACGAAAUCAUCAACUAAAGGAGAUGCAGCCCCUCGGAAAUCAAUCGACAGCUUCGGCCAACGAACUUCCCGGUAUCGUGGCGUGACGAGGCACCGGUGGACGGGAAGAUACGAAGCUCAUUUAUGGGAUAAUAGUUGUCGGAAAGAAGGUCAGACCAGAAAAGGUCGCCAAGUUUAUCUUGGGGGAUAUGAUAAAGAAGAGAAAGCAGCAAGAGCUUAUGAUUUGGCUGCUCUCAAGUAUUGGGGUACUACCACCCACAUCAAUUUCCCUCUAGCAACCUAUGAGGAAGAUCUGGAGAUGAUGAAGGACAUGAGCAGACAAGAAUUUGUGGCCAACUUACGAAGGAAAAGCAGUGGGUUUUCAAGAGGAGCAUCUAUGUAUAGAGGAGUCACAAGACACCAUCAACAUGGAAGGUGGCAAGCUAGAAUUGGAAGGGUUGCAGGCAAUAAGGACUUGUACCUUGGUACUUUCAGUACACAAGAGGAAGCAGCCGAAGCUUAUGAUAUAGCAGCCAUUAAAUUCAGGGGGACAAGUGCUGUAACAAAUUUUGACAUUAGCAGAUACGAUGUUACAAGAAUAUGUUCGAGUUCAACCUUAAUUGCUGGUGAGCUGGCGAAGCGUUCCCUGAGGGAAACCGGGCCUACAAUGGUCGAGGGUUGCAGUGAGCCUGAGCCUAUACUUGCUAUAACAAAUGGAGAGACUUGUGAUGAUUUUGUGGACAUGGUAUGGGAUGGAAAUCAGGGGCGUGAAGGUGCAAAUAAUACUGAUAACUAUUCACCUGGGCCACAAAAUAUGGGCCUAGGUGAGUUGACUUGACUGAGGGAACAAUUUCGUUCCCUCAGUCAAUGAGAUGAAAAUGAAAAUGGAGUGGAUGGGGACCAAUUUGGUAAACAAGGUGACUAUGUUGUGUAGGAAUUAGGAAAGUAGCUAUUGAUGUUAUCAUCAAAACUCAAAAAUGUGUAGUUCAGGAAGUUGGUUUUAGGGCAACAUGUUUGGGAUUUGGGAUAAAACUGUAGUUGGAAAGGUCUUGAAAAGAUGUAUUUUGAUCCUUUGAUCCAAAAUUCACGAUUGUUGUAAAACAAAAUGGAUGGGUGGAUUGGAGUUGUAUUUUAUUACUUUAGUGGGUGAAAAAUGUAAAAUUUGAAAACCUAGUUGGAGGACGAAACUAGAUAUUAUUUUGGGUGAAAA
This is a messenger RNA of Lactuca sativa (garden lettuce), 2111 nucleotides long. NCBI's taxonomy places the organism in Eukaryota, Viridiplantae, Streptophyta, Magnoliopsida, Asterales, Asteraceae. The record is from RefSeq and is a predicted model, not a curated record.